AUGGAGAAGCUCCUGAACAUCGAUUAUGGCUCUGCAUCAGAUGACUCGACCGACGCCAGUCAAUCUCCAACUGAUAAUCCCGAGUCUCCCUGGGAGCGCCGGGAGCGCGAAUCAAGAGAGGCCAUGGAGAAGCGUCUGAGGGAAAACGGAAAUUGGUUCACGUACGCGAAGAGCUUCUUUAUCUUCUUCCCCUAUGUCUGGCCGGUGAAGCAUAGAGGUCUCCAAAUUCGUGUGGUCCUGGUGGCAUGUUGUCUAUUGGCAAAGAACUCCCUCAAUGUUCUGAUUCCUCGCCAGCUCGGCAUCGUCACGGAUAGCCUGAGCCACGAAAAUAAUACGAAUCCUUGGGUUCAGGUUCUCAUCUAUGCAUCUCUGAAAUUUGCCGCAUCGGAGGCCGGAGUAUCACUGCUGAGACAAUGGUUAUGGAUACCCGUCGAAUUCUAUUCCUCUGGAGCUUUGAGCACAGCAGCGUACUCACAUGUUUUGAAUCUUUCCUCCGACUUUCAUGACGCCAAGAGUUCUUCCGAUAUCAUGAUGGCAAUUCAGUCCGGACAGAAUGUGUCAAAUAUGCUCGAGUCUGUCUGUUUCAGUGCUAUGCCCAUGCUCAUUGACAUGGUGGUUGCUUUUGUCUACCUUUCAGUCACUUUCGGGCCGUACGAAGGACUCAUCACCAUCGCAACCUCUAUCAUCUUCCUCUAUAUUGCCACUCGAAUGAUAUCAAAAUUGCGAUCAGCUCGGCAAAAUGAGGUCAGCGCCUUCUUUGAAGAGCAUUAUGUCCGUCAGGCAGGCAUCCAGGGGUGGACAACCGUCACUUCGUUCAAUCAAAUCGGCCAUGAGGAGGUACGUUAUUCUGCAGUGGUUCAGGACAAGGUCUCCAAAUCUCAGGCGGUAUACUUCGGCUACCUUGUCGCCAAUGCCUUUCAGUACCUUGUCUUGCUUGCUGGCUUGCUCGCUGGUGCUUUCUUGGCCGUAUACCAAGUCACCAUGGGUGAAGCCACUCCGGGUCAAUUCAUCAUGCUUCUCACAUAUUGGGCACAACUUGUCGCGCCACUUCAUUUUUUUGCCAGCCUUGGCAAGAACAUUUCUCGAGACCUAAUCCAUGCAGAGCAACUCUUGAAGAUCAUGAAGACGAAGCCGACUGUGGUUAACAAGGAGGGCGCCAUUCCACUAGAGUUCACUGGGGGUAAUGUCGCUUUCGAGAAUGUGUACUUCUCUUACGAUAAGAAGAAGCCAAUUCUCAAGAACAUCAACUUUUCUGUGCCGGCAGGGACUACAGUGGCUUUUGUUGGGGCAACCGGUGCGGGAAAAUCGACGAUCUUGAAAUUGCUCGAUCGCUUCUACGAUGUCACAGAAGGCACCAUCUUACUUGAUGGUCAAGAUAUUCGUGAUGUUGAUCUUUUCAGCCUUCGAGCGCAGAUCGGAGUUGUUCCGCAAUCCCCGACUCUUUUCGACGACACUAUCAUGAACAACGUGCGGUAUGCGAAGCUCAAUGCGACAGACGAGGAAGUCUAUGAGGCUUGCAAGGCUGCAGCCAUUCAUGACCAGAUUUUGGGCUUUACUGAUGGUUACGGUACAAGAGUGGGAGAGCGAGGGAUGAAGCUAUCUGGCGGAGAACUACAGCGUGUAGCAAUCGCCCGGGCAAUCCUGAAGCGACCCUCCAUAGUGCUUCUGGACGAAGCAACGAGUGCUGUGGACACUGAGACAGAGCAAAAGAUCCAAGAGGCACUCCGAGUUCUUUGCCAAGGACGCACUACAUUCAUCGUAGCACAUCGCUUGUCAACCAUUAUGAAUGCGGAUCAUAUCAUUGUUGUAAAUGGAGGAGAGGUCAUCGAGCAGGGAAAUCAUGAAGGCCUGAUUCGCGCGGAUGGCAAGUACGCUGAGCUUUGGUCAAAGCAGAUCUUUGUCAAAACAAAGGACAGCGAUGCACCUGCCAUUAAGGUAAAGGGCAAGGCAAGAAAGGCACCGAAUAUCGUGAACGAUCUUUCUCCCGAGAUGACGAGCUUAGAGCUGGCGAAAGUCAGCACCAGUCCAACGCCACUCAGCUUGACACGAAUUGACACCAAAGAUGGAAAGAAGAACAAGCCGGAUCACAAGCAACACACACAGCCAGCUCUAUCAGAUCAGAAGAAAGAGGUAUAG
Molecule: messenger RNA, 2136 nt
Organism: Phaeoacremonium minimum UCRPA7
Lineage: Eukaryota; Fungi; Ascomycota; Sordariomycetes; Togniniales; Togniniaceae
Product: putative heavy metal tolerance protein
Exons: 6
Coding region: 1-2136 (711 amino acids)
Biological process (GO): transmembrane transport
Cellular component (GO): membrane
Molecular function (GO): ATP hydrolysis activity; ATP binding; ABC-type transporter activity
Source: RefSeq, a predicted model, not a curated record